This is a messenger RNA of Cooperia oncophora, 402 nucleotides long. NCBI's taxonomy places the organism in Eukaryota, Metazoa, Nematoda, Chromadorea, Rhabditida, Trichostrongylidae. The record is from the annotation of a GenBank genome assembly.
AUGUCGGAUGAGGGAAAUCCUGCAUAUAAACCAUUCGCCGUGUUCCUCACGUACAAUCUUCCAUCGACUGGCUUCACCCGGUUGUACAUUCCACAGGUUCUGCAGGGUAUUACCGGUAGCACUUACUACGUGGAUAACAGCACUUCUCUGGUGAAGCGUGACUCAUAUCGACUACAGUAUGUGGUUCUGGUCUACCGUACCACUCAGCCGAUCGAUACCAAUAUACGGAACAUAAUCAGUUUGGGAACGAAUUCUACAGGAUUGAAUCUGAUGUAUGAAUGCAAAAAUGUGUUAUGUUUCCUAUCGACAACCAAACUUGCCGAACAACUUGGAAGGCCAAUCGCAGGCAGCAUAUUCCAUGUAAGUUCUCGUAUUCCACUGAAGGCAAUGGGGUCAAUCUAA